Drosophila grimshawi is the source of this 2739-nucleotide messenger RNA. RefSeq names its product chondroitin sulfate synthase 2 (gene Chpf). Lineage: Eukaryota; Metazoa; Arthropoda; Insecta; Diptera; Drosophilidae. The coding region runs from base 117 to 2645 and encodes 842 amino acids. Gene Ontology annotation, molecular function: glucuronosyl-N-acetylgalactosaminyl-proteoglycan 4-beta-N-acetylgalactosaminyltransferase activity. The record is from RefSeq and is a predicted model, not a curated record. The transcript is spliced from 6 exons. Gene Ontology annotation, cellular component: Golgi cisterna membrane.
CAGAAAAAAAUACAAGCAACAAGUCCGGGCAAAAGAAGCAGCAGCAGCAGUGCGUACAAUAAAAUGUCCACUUGACAGCAGCAUCCUACACCCAUGUGUAUGUGUAAACAGGAAAGAUGCGUAGACCGUCCGCGUUGAGUCGCAAUCAUUACUUUGUGAUUGGUCUGCUGCUUGGACUGGUGCUUAGUUGCUAUAUACCGCAGAAUAUUCGGGAGCUGGUGCAGCAGGAGGAAUGCCCACAGGAGGUGGCCGAAAAUUUACUUAUCGAACGAUUUGGCCAGGAUUUUGAGCCUCAUUUGAAUUUGAUCAAUAAGCCGCUGGCGGCUAAAAAGCCGGUAAAAAAUGUGAUGCGACCGCGUUAUUACUCAUCGGAGCUGGGCAUUCGGGAGAAGAUAUUUAUCGGUGUGAUGACGUCACAGGAGAACAUCAACAGUUAUGCGACAGCCUUCAAUCGCACCACCGCCCACCUGGUCAACAAGAUCAAGUUCUUCAUCAAUGCGGACAGCGUGAAGACGAACUAUCAACUGAAGAACAUCGUCGGUUUCACCGAUACCCGCGAGAGUCGCCGUCCCUUCUAUGUGAUCAAAUACAUAGCCGAUAACUAUCUGGACGAUUACGAUUAUUUUCUGCUCGUGCCGGACAAUGUGUAUGUGGAUGCUCGCAAGCUGAAUGCGCUGCUCUAUCACAUGAGUAUCACCUUCGAUUUGUAUAUGGGCAGUCCACGCGCCGAAUCCAAGAAAGACAAUGAAAAUGUCGAUAAUGCUGACAAUGCUGCCAAUCAUAAUGACAAUGACAAUGACAAUGCUGCCAAUGAGUCAAAUGAUGAUAAUUCGGAUGGUGCUGGUGCUGGUAGUGCCUCGGAAAGGGGUGGAGGCAGAGGACUCACAGAUCGCAAUUAUUGCGCCUUGGAGGCGGGCAUCCUGCUCAGCAGCAGUGUCAUCCGCAAGAUGCGCAACAAUCUGGAUCGAUGUGUUCGCAUCGGCAUCACAAAUGAUCACAGUGUCAACAUUGGACGAUGUGUAAAAUAUGCGAGCCGUGUUGCCAGCUGCCAGGACACGUUUCAGGGUAUGCGUCAGUAUAGCUAUGCUUUGAAUACGAAAUCGCGCCAAUUUAAGGAUCUCAGCAUACUGGCCAAGGAGGAAGCAUUUCGGAAUGCGAGCACCGUUUAUCCCGUGCACACACCCGAGGAUUUCUAUCGUCUGCAUGCAUAUUAUUCCAAGCAUCAUCUGGAGCUGGUGCAACAGCGUGGCUAUGCGCUCGAACAAAAAUCGUAUCGCAUUGCGAACGGCAGCAUCUCCAACAAAAUACUCGAGAUCCGUUGGCCCCUCGGCGUGCCGCCGCCCAGUGCGCCGGAGACACGUCACGACAUGCUCAUGUGGCAGCUGUUGAAUCAAACACACAGUUUUCUGCCCAAUGCGAAUGCGGAUCAUGCUGUUGCCGCACUGAGUCGCAUCGAGGCCCUCGACUUUGCCAAAGUGCUGGAGAUAGCGCUACAGUAUGCGGCAGAGAAAUAUCCCCGGCUGCGAUAUCACAGCAUGCACAGUGCUUAUCGUAAAUUUGAUGCGACACGCGGCAUGGACUACCAGCUGCACCUCAAUCUCUACGAGAGCAACACGCCCAAGCGUCUGAUCCUCAAGAGCUUCGAGGUGGUCAAACCACUCGGACGCGUCGAGGUCGUACCAUCGCCGUAUGUCACGGAGAGCAUACGGAUCGCCAUCCUUGUGCCAUCGUUCGAGCAUCAGGUGCCAGAUGCUCUCGAUUUUGUGGCCCAAUACGAACGCAUCUGUAUGCACAAUCAGGACAACACCUUUCUACUCCUGAUCUUUCUGUAUCGCUUGAAUUCGCCCAGCAAAGGGGAUGAUGAUCCCUUCAAGGCACUGAAGAAACUGGCCUUGGACUUAUCAUCCAAAUACAAGACAGAUGGUUCAAGGAUUGCCUGGGUAUCCAUACGUCUGCCGCAGCAAUUGAGUGAGCCGGUAACUCCGGAUGAUUGGCUACUGCACGCCUCCAUGUACGGGCCGAGGCAGUUGCUCAGCUUAGCUGUCGCGGAUCUGGCGUUGCCCAAACUGGGACUCGAGUCCCUGGUGCUGCUGGCCACACCAAGCAUGCUCUUUCGCACCGAUUUCCUCAAUAGGGUGCGCAUGAACACGAUCCAGGGCUUCCAGGUGUAUGCGCCCAUCGGAUUCCAGCUAUAUCCGUGCACCUGGGCGCAGUUCUGUAAGGAUUGCGAUACCUGCGAUAUUAGCCAGAGCAGCGGCUACUUUGAUCGACAUAAUCACGAUGUCAUCGCCUUCUACAGUCGCGACUAUGUUCAGGCUCGGAAAUUAAUGGAUACGCAGGGUUUGCCCAUCAUGCGCAGCGAUCUGGACAUUGAGCAGCUGCUGCAGCACAGCCCAACGGCUGGAGGUGUCGAGAGCAUCCUGGACAUGUUUGUCGCCGCCCAGCACACUGUACAUAUAUUGCGCGCUGUCGAGCCCCAUUUGCGUUUCGGUUUGGAUGUGCGCCACCAUUUGGCAAGGGGCGGAGCCAUGCCCAGCACUUUGCCAGCGAAAUGCGGACGGGUGCAGUGCAUCCAUUUGGCGUCGCGCAAACAAAUCGGCGAUGCCAUCAUUCGCUACGAUGACAAAAGUAUUCUGCAAAAGUAAAACAACGUUGCAGGAUUAUUUCAUUUCGUCAGUUCCUUUCUAAAGUGUGUGUCUGUGUGUAUGUCUGUAUGUGUGUCUGUAUGUGUGCUUGCCU